Molecule: messenger RNA, 657 nt
Organism: Emiliania huxleyi CCMP1516
Lineage: Eukaryota; Haptophyta; Isochrysidales; Noelaerhabdaceae
Exons: 2
Coding region: 1-657 (218 amino acids)
Source: RefSeq, a predicted model, not a curated record
AUGCGGGCGCAAAAUCUCAAGGCUCUGGUCAACCGCACGGGCCGCGACGACGGCGUCGCUUGUGCCGUCAGCUGCGUCUUCCGCGCACGCAGCGGGGCCGGCACGCUCUGCGUGCAGAGGCGCGCCAUCGCGCCCGCCGACGGCCUCGGGCCGGGCGUCGAGCACGAUCAGCUUCCAUGGCCCUGCGACCAGUGCGAGGUGCGCGUGGCGCGCCGAUCCGAGCUCAAGGCUCUGCUGCUCCGCGAGCUCCAGCUCGACCACGUCGAUCGGCCAGACACUUUUGUCGUUCAGCAGAGCGCGUGCGCGUCCAUCGCGCAGCAGACGCCGCUCGAGCUGCUCUGCUUCAUCGAGGACUUUGCGCGGACGGCCCACCUACGUCGAGGCGUCGAGGCCGAGGCAGCGACGGUCGGGAGGCUCCGCGCUAGCUUCGCCGCCCUCGGUGCCUCGCUCAGCCGCGCCUGCGCCGAGCGCACGAGGCGCUCGCCGGCGCUCGACGCGGCGGAGGAGCUCGAGGCGACGCAUUCGGUAACGCAGCCCCGGAUGCCGUCCAUACCUUUUGCGCCUGCCUGCGCCUCGGGCAUCCACACUUUCAACUCGUGUGGCUCGAACUUUGACACGUGGCUGAGAGUCUUCACUCUCUCUGUGGGUCAGAAGUAA